Messenger RNA from Budorcas taxicolor (takin), 1254 nucleotides. It is a transcript of the gene PRKAR2B, whose product is annotated as protein kinase cAMP-dependent type II regulatory subunit beta. Lineage: Eukaryota; Metazoa; Chordata; Mammalia; Artiodactyla; Bovidae. Gene Ontology annotation, cellular component: cAMP-dependent protein kinase complex. The record is from RefSeq and is a predicted model, not a curated record. The transcript has 11 exons. Gene Ontology annotation, molecular function: cAMP-dependent protein kinase regulator activity. The coding region runs from base 1 to 1254 and encodes 417 amino acids. Gene Ontology annotation, biological process: regulation of protein phosphorylation.
AUGAGCAUCGAGAUCCCGGCGGGACUGACGGAGCUGCUGCAGGGCUUCACCGUGGAGGUCCUGAGGCACCAGCCCGCGGACCUGCUGGAGUUCGCGCUGCAGCACUUCACGCGCCUGCAGGAGGAGAACGAGCGCAAAGGCGCCGCGCGCUUCGGCCAUGAAGGCAGGACCUGGGGGGACGCGGGCGCCGCCAGCGGGGGCGGCACCCCCAGCAAGGGGGUCAACUUCGCCGAGGAGCCCAGGCACAGCGAUUCGGAGAACGGCGAGGAGGAGGAAGAGGCCGCGGAUGCAGGGGCAUUCAACGCUCCAGUAAUAAACCGAUUUACAAGGCGUGCCUCAGUAUGUGCAGAAGCUUAUAACCCUGAUGAAGAAGAAGAUGAUGCUGAAUCCAGGAUUAUACAUCCCAAAACUGAUGAUCAGAGAAAUCGGUUGCAAGAGGCUUGCAAAGACAUCCUGCUAUUCAAGAACCUGGAUCCGGAGCAGAUGUCUCAAGUAUUAGAUGCCAUGUUUGAAAAAUUGGUUAAAGAAGGGGAACAUGUAAUUGAUCAAGGUGAUGAUGGCGACAACUUUUAUGUAAUUGAUAGAGGAACAUUUGAUAUUUAUGUGAAAUGCGAUGGUGUUGGACGGUGUGUUGGCAACUAUGACAAUCGUGGGAGUUUUGGCGAACUGGCCUUAAUGUACAACACACCCAGAGCAGCUACAAUCACUGCUACCUCUCCUGGUGCUCUGUGGGGUUUGGACAGGGUAACCUUCAGGAGGAUAAUUGUAAAAAAUAAUGCCAAAAAGAGAAAAAUGUAUGAAAGCUUUAUCGAGUCACUGCCAUUCCUUAAAUCUUUGGAAGUUUCUGAACGCCUGAAAGUGGUAGAUGUGAUAGGCACCAAAGUAUACAACGAUGGAGAACAAAUCAUUGCUCAGGGAGACUUGGCUGAUUCUUUUUUCAUUGUAGAAUCUGGAGAAGUGAAAAUUACUAUGAAAAGGAAGGGUAAGUCAGAGGUGGAGGAGAACGGUGCAGUUGAAAUCGCUCGGUGCUCUCGAGGGCAGUACUUCGGCGAAUUGGCUCUGGUAACAAACAAGCCCCGAGCAGCUUCGGCACACGCCAUCGGGACCGUCAAAUGUUUAGCCAUGGAUGUGCAAGCGUUUGAAAGGCUUUUGGGACCUUGCAUGGAAAUUAUGAAAAGGAACAUCGCUACCUAUGAAGAGCAAUUGGUUGCCCUGUUUGGAACAAACAUGGAUAUUGUUGAACCCACUGCAUGA